This is a messenger RNA of Cavia porcellus (domestic guinea pig), 1345 nucleotides long. RefSeq names its product dual specificity phosphatase 13B (gene Dusp13b). Gene Ontology annotation, biological process: negative regulation of MAPK cascade; protein dephosphorylation. The transcript is spliced from 4 exons. Gene Ontology annotation, cellular component: cytoplasm. Gene Ontology annotation, molecular function: protein tyrosine/serine/threonine phosphatase activity; MAP kinase phosphatase activity. The record is from RefSeq and is a predicted model, not a curated record. The coding region runs from base 162 to 1115 and encodes 317 amino acids. NCBI's taxonomy places the organism in Eukaryota, Metazoa, Chordata, Mammalia, Rodentia, Caviidae.
UUCACAGGGUUUGUGUUCCGGGUGGAACCUGCCCUGGCCCUGUUCCGCUCUCCCUGAGCCCUGUCCCUGCUCCAGUCCCCAGUCCCAGCCCCAGACCAUGCCCUAGGUAGGUGGCAGGCCACCCAGCCUGCCAGGGGGAGAGAGAGAGGUCGCAGCAGGGCAUGAAGGGGAGAGCCGGGCCUUCGCUUCCGCCCUGCCCACAGGCCACCCGCUGGGUGAGCACGGCUAAGCCCAUGGUCUCCUGGAUGCCUCUUGCUAUCACUGGUCCUGGCACCACUGAUCGAAAGGAAAAGAUGCUCUUCCCAGUCUGUAGUUUCCCUAGUUGCUGGCUGCAGGGGUCUGGGACCGUCGGCCCGGGCAGGGCCCCCUUCCCAGGGCAGCACCAGGCCCAGGUUCUGGUGCCCCUGACGGCCCAGCUGUGCAGCGUCCCGGACACCCUGGGCCAGCCAACGCCAGCAGACACAGCCCAGCCAAGCUGGACCAGGCCCACAGAGCCACGUGGGCCAGAGUCGUGGGGGAUGGACUCGCUACAGAAGCAGGACCUCCGGAGGCCCAAGAUCCAUGGGGCAGGCCGGGUGUCCCCCUACCAGCCGCCCACACUGGCCUCACUGCAGCGCUUGCUGUGGGUCCGCAGGGCUGCCACACUGAACCACGUCAACGAGGUCUGGCCCAACCUCUUCCUGGGAGACGCGUACACUGCCCGGGACAAGAGCCGCCUGGUGCAGAUGGGCAUCACCCACGUCGUGAACGCUGCUGCAGGCAGGUUUCAGGUAGACACAGGGGCCAAGUUCUACCACGGGCUGCCCCUAGAGUACUACGGCAUCGAGGCAGAUGACAACCCCUACUUUGACAUCAGCAUCUACUUCCUGCCUGUGGCUCGCUAUAUCCGAACAGCUCUCAGCGCUCCCCGAGGCCGCGUGCUGGUCCACUGUGCCAUGGGGGUGAGCCGCUCUGCCACGCUUGUCCUGGCUUUCCUCAUGAUCUGCGAGAACAUGACGCUGGUGGAGGCCAUCCAGACGGUGCAGGCGCACCGUGACAUCUGCCCCAACUCGGGCUUCCUGCGGCAGCUGCAGGUGCUAGACAACCGGCUGGGGCGGGAGAGCGGGCGGCCGUGACGUGGUGCGCACCCGAGUGCCUGCCCUCCACCCGGCAAGGCCCGGCCCGAUGAGCUCGGCCCUGGGGACAGCAGCCUCUGCCCUUCUCCAGAGACCCUGAGAUGUCCCGAGGCAGAGGCAGGGAGAGCUGGGUGGUGACCUUUGCGGUGGAUUCCCCUGACCCGACCCAGAGAUUCUUUAUGCAAAAGAGAAUUAAGUCUGUCUCUAUAAUAAAAGGUUCAUCAUAAGAA